AUGGCUCAUGGUGGCCAGCGGUGGUCGUGGGUGGUGAAGGAGGAGUUUCUAGGGUGGUUUAGGAGGAGUUUUGAGAAAGAGGUCGGACUUACUGGUGAGACUGUGCCAUUGUCCGCUAUCGUUUAUCCUGUUGGAGAAGGGGUCAAUCUGUUGCUCAGUUCGGUUCACCCAUCAAGUUUGCAAGAUCUACCUCUGGCUCCUUCAGUCGUCGACCCUCCUGCCCCAGUUGUUGUUGUUGUUGUUAUUCCUGCUCCUCCACCUCCUCCUGUUGCGCCUUUUCAAAAGAUUGCUCAGACUGUUGAAGUUGAUGCGCCAACUGCUUCAGCUGGUCUGGUUGUGGUUCCUUUGUCCACUUUUGUUGCACCCUUGUUGAGUGCUGGUGUGGCGACCAUGAGCACUCUUGUGAUGCCGCCUCCUCCUUCUUCAGUUCCCCGGAUUCCUCCCUCGGUUGUGUUGGCAUCAGCGUCAACUUCCUCCUUUUUUCGCCCCAUGUUUCCCUAA
Messenger RNA from Glycine soja, 501 nucleotides. RefSeq names its product probable transport accessory protein MmpS3. The transcript is spliced from 3 exons. The record is from RefSeq and is a predicted model, not a curated record. Lineage: Eukaryota; Viridiplantae; Streptophyta; Magnoliopsida; Fabales; Fabaceae. Bases 1 to 501 code for a protein of 166 amino acids.